AUGGAUGUUGGAGAUGGCAACAGGAGUGAGGAACUCGAAGAUGAUGGCAGUGGUGAAGAGGAUGGCAGCAGUGAAGAGGAUGAAAGCGGUGAAAAGUAUGAAAGCAGAGAUGAGAACGAACAAGGUACUGAUACCAUGAACUGGGAUAACCCCGCCCUUUAUAAGAUGCCUGAUGCAUCAAUGGCAGGCACUGUGGCGCUGGCACCGGCUGGCUUCGCUGAUGCAUCACUUCAGCUCACAGGACCCAAUCAACCUGCAUUCUACUCUCAGUCCCAAUAUCCUGAUUGGUCACUGGGUUUGCACAGUGUCAUGGUACCUCAAGCUAGUGCACCUCUCGGCUCAAUCGAACCAUUUGAUGCCCAAUUUUUACAACCCGAUCUUACAGCUAUGGGAUAUUUUGAUACCGUGCAGAAUACAUCAUUCGACUCACCGGCUUCUUCGGGAUUCUCACUUGCUGAUGCUAUGCAAGGUGCUACUGCAGAAUACAACAUGCACGGGUGGAAUUUCAACAAUGCCGAUCUUAAUUCAACAGGGUGGGGGACAUCUAGUCUGUCUUCUUUGUUGACUUCCCCAACCUCUGAUGAGCACAGUACCAUGAGCCCUAAACUCGAUGAAGACCUUCCUCAAUUUGCUUAUCAGCUUCCUACUCUUCCAGCUGCGAACCCCCCUUCUCUGACUGAGACCAUCCAACCUCCCGAAGUUCCCAAUUUGCAGGCUGGUACUGGACAUGCUAAGUCCAAGCGCAAGUCCAAGUCCAAGUCGAAACUUCCUAUGACCAAGUCUCUCACAGCACACACCAACAAGCCUCCAUCCGCCGCUGAAGUCAUUGCAGACACUCCCACUGUUACAGCUGCACCCACUACAGUCAAACUCGCUCCCCUGGUCAAUUCUACUCCUGUGGUUGCGCUUGCAAAAACUGCCAAACCCAAGGCCAAACCCAAACCAAAAUUGAAACCCAAGGCAACUCCUAUUAGUGCCAAGUCCAGCGCAGUAACGGAAACGACGCACAUUGCUGCAGAUGAAGGUAACAUGUUGGGUAAUUCACUUACUAUCAAUAAUGUCACGCAAAAAGAUACUGCAAAUCAGAUUGGAGUGGCACAUGUAUUGAAGCACAUUCCAAUCAAAUCCAGGUGGAGUGAUAUUGCUGACUCAAUCGGGUCAGAUGGCCUGACAUUUGUUGGUAUUGGUAGCAAGGAAAAUCCAAGUGCUUUGGAGGAGGUUGGGGGAACAUCAUUGAAGUGUACUGCUGACUCGACUGCAGAGUGUGUUAUUCCAACAAAAAACAGGAAACGACUAAACAAGGGCAUGAGCAGACUGGCUUUAUGUUGGAUCCAUGAAGUUCUCUUCUCUGUUUGA
Molecule: messenger RNA, 1356 nt
Organism: Suillus subalutaceus
Lineage: Eukaryota; Fungi; Basidiomycota; Agaricomycetes; Boletales; Suillaceae
Exons: 3
Coding region: 1-1356 (451 amino acids)
Source: RefSeq, a predicted model, not a curated record